Messenger RNA from Mollisia scopiformis, 3410 nucleotides. RefSeq names its product DUF1620-domain-containing protein. The record is from RefSeq and is a predicted model, not a curated record. The transcript is spliced from 2 exons. Gene Ontology annotation, cellular component: EMC complex. Gene Ontology annotation, biological process: protein folding in endoplasmic reticulum. NCBI's taxonomy places the organism in Eukaryota, Fungi, Ascomycota, Leotiomycetes, Helotiales, Mollisiaceae. Bases 35 to 2965 code for a protein of 976 amino acids. Gene Ontology annotation, molecular function: protein binding.
GAGGUCGCAGUCGCACCUCGCAACUUUCAUCACCAUGCGACUCCCCAUCACUGUCCUCACUCUUGCGCUCUCUCUCCUCCCUUCUUCCCACGCAAUCUUCGCCGACGAAGCCUACAGCGUCGAUUACCAGCACGAACUCCUAGGCCUCCCACAACCACAAACAACAUUCUUCCAUCGGCCGCGGAAAGAUGACAAAGCGACGUUAUUAUAUACCUUGAGCGACUUAGGAGUACUUGGCGCGGUACAUCCUGGGACUGGGAAGGUGGUUUGGAGACAAUUGCUUGCGGGCGAAGCUGGGGAGUACAAUGCGUCUUCGAAAGGAUUCUUAAGGCCGGUCGAGGGAGAGAGCACGGUUGUUUCUGCAGUAGGAGGAAGAGUUGAUAGUUGGGAUGCUAUGAGUGGACGUGAAAGAUGGGGGAAUUUAUUCGCGGGCACAAUCAAGGAUCUGGAGGUCAUGGAGACCACGUCAGGAGAUGUUAAGGAUAUUCUGGCACUAUACGACGAGGAUGGAAAGGGUGUCCUGAGAUUAUUGAAGGGAGAGAGUGGGAAUGUGAAGUGGGAAUAUCAUGGCGAGAUCACAGAUGUCCCUCUGCAGGUCAGCACGAACGUCGAGAAGAUCUUCGUUAUUGCGCUGCACGGCACGACUGGGGCUUAUAAUCUGAAGAUUACGGAGCUCGAUCCUGUCACCGGAAAGCAGAUCUCAGAACAUACGUUGAGGUCGCUGAGCGACGUACAUUCACCAGAGGAUGUUUUGCUUGUCGGAGCCAAUUCAGCGGCGCCUAUUGUUGCAUGGACGGACAAAGAUUUCAAGAAUCUGAAAGUUAAUAUUUUGGGUCGCUCUGCGAGCAUUACGUCUUUACCUUUGGCGGAGGCUGAUGGACCUAUCACAAAGGUUGAGAUUCAUGCGCCACACUUGAUUCAAUCGCUACCUCACUUUUUGGUUCACAGCCAUUCAGCUACGUCAAAUCGAGCCGAUGUGUAUCACAUCAAUCCAGCCAGUGGAACCAUUGCUAAGGAGUAUGAGCUGCCUAAGCUCUCAGGAAAGGGUGCCAUCUCUGUCAGCUCUCAAGCUGCGAAUGUCUACUUUACCCGCCUGACCGAGGACGAAUGCAUUGUCGUUUCAUCUGCUUCUCAUGGUAUUCUUGGAAGAUGGCCAAUGAGGUUCACCGGAAAGGAUGGCGCACUUCUUCAUGGAGCUUCAGAAGUUGUUCAAAGAACUGGUGAUACCUAUGCAGUACGAUCGGCGGUGCUUACCAGCAAUGAUGAUUGGCUACUUAUUCGCAACGGUGCCGUGGACUGGACUCGUCCCGAGGGACUCUCUGGAGCUGUUGCUGCUGCAUGGGCUGAGAUCCCAGAGUCCGAGAACCUUGCAAAGACGUUGGAGGCUGAGGCACAUAGCAAUCCUCUGUCUGCGUACAUCCAUCGAGUCAACCGUCAUGCACACGACUUGCAAUACUUACCAGCCUAUUUGCAAGCCCUUCCCAAGCGUCUUUUGACUAGCAUUAUCGGUAGUGGUACAGCUUCUCAGUCUGGUGUCUUGGCACGAGACAGCUUUGGCUUCAACAAGUUGGUCAUUGUAGCCACUGUGCGAGGUCGUGUUUAUGGUCUCAACGCGGGAAAUCAAGGCUUCGUCCUGUGGUCCUCGAAAGCUUUUGAUAUCCCAUCAAAUGAGAAGUGGGACGUGAAGGGUAUUUGGGUCGAACAGUCAAAAGGCAUUGCUACCAUCAAAGGUAGCAAGGGAGAAUCCGUUACUGUUCAUGUUGUCACUGGCAAUGUUCUGGAGACUGUGGCCCCAGGGUCAGACUUCAUCCAGAGCACUGUCGUGGUUGAAACCCCUUCAGGAGCUUUAUUCCUUCCAAUUAGUCUAGAUGGCAAUCUAGAUGAGGUUCCCGUCGACCAAGCACCAAAGGACAAUCUCGUUGUACAAGGCAAAGAUGGCGAGAUCAAGGGAUUGAAAUUCGACACCAAAGGACCUGGGGCAUCACCUGUAGUGCUAUGGACCUUCCAAUCGGGCCCUGGUGAGAAGAUCUUGAAUGUUGUCUCAAGGCCACCCCAUGAUCCUGUUGCUUCAAUCGGAAAGGUUCUUGGUGACCGUACUGUUCUCUACAAAUACCUCAAUCCAAACGUCGUUCUCGUUACAGCCGUCUCAGAAGAGUCGUCUUACGUUGCAUUCUAUCUCAUUGACUCUGUCUCUGGAGAUGUGCUCUACUCCGUGACACAUGAAGGUGUCGACAUCCAGCAACCGAUCACUUCUGUCCUAACAGAAAACUGGCUUGCCUACUCUCUAUGGAGUGAUAUUCUUGUUACCGAGGCUACCCUUCCGGGAUCAAAGGGCUACCAAAUCAUUGUAUCAGAGCUAUUUGAGUCCGCUGUACCUAACGACCGGGGCCCACUGGGUCCCACGGUCAACUCCUCGAGCAUUGAGCCAUCUGACAUCCCUAAUGCCGAACCUGCCCUUCCUUAUGUCAUCUCACAAACAUUCUUGAUUCCGGAGGCCAUCAGUCAUAUGUCCGUCAGUCAGACUCGUCAAGGCAUAACUACACGUCAACUCGUCUGCACGCUGGCAGGAUCCAAUGCUAUUGUUGGCAUCCCACGACACAUUCUUGACGCUCGCAGACCAGUUGGCCGUGCUCCCACACCUGCUGAGAUGGAAGAAGGUCUCAUUCAGUACCACCCAGUCAUCGAAUUCGAUCCCAAGAUGGCCCUUACGCACAAGCGAGAAGUAAUUGGCAUCAAAGAUGUGAUCGCUACACCAGCAGUCUUGGAAAGCACAAGUUUAUUAUUCGCUUACGGAAUUGAUGUUUUCGGCACAAGGGUAGCUCCUAGUGCAGCAUUUGAUAUCUUGGGAAAGAGCUUCAAUAGGUUGAGUUUAGUGGCGACGGUUUUGGCGUUAUGGAUUGGGGUGUUUGUAUUGGCUCCUAUGACUAAGAGGAAGCAAAUCAAUGAGCGAUGGGCUACACAAUAGAUGGCCUUGUAUGAAUAUAUUUUGGUUGCUGUGUCCAUACACAUAAGCCUAAUGGAGGGCUUUUCAAUGCAUAUGCAUCUUUCAUGACCGAAAAAUUCUCCACUUGAAUUACUUAUGCACCUCGGGCCUGUUCCAGUGGAAUGUUCUAUUUUGUUCGAGGUUUUGUUAUCGAUGUAGAGGCAAGUGCCUCCUUCAAUUCCGAACGGAUGAAAUUGGUACCACAAGAUUGACUAAAGAUGACUUCAGGGAGCAUCGUAACUCUUCAUUUAAGUAUAGUGCUCUCAAUUUACCACUUUCUCACGCUUGACCAUUUUAAUGAAUAUCAAGGACUUUGAGAUACAUUCCCGACCCGUAUAUCCCAAUUACCACACAUAUCUCAAGGACAUAUCUUCGAAUCACGCAAGACUCUCUUCUCUGCAAUGUCAGUACAUGAGGCUCAACCCAC